AUGGCGAUGCCAGUGUAUUUCAGGGAUUUUGGAACUAUUAGGUUAGCAGCUCUGCUGUUCCUGCUCACACAGGAGAAGUACAAAGUGGAAACAAGAGUUAUUGUGGCGGACUUUGGAGAGAGAGAAGAUAUUUACAGUAGAAUCAAAGCGGGAUUGGAAGGCCUGGAGAUUGGCGUUUUAGUCAACAACGUGGGAAUUUCGUAUGCUUAUCCUGAAUAUUUUAUUGAUGUUCCAGACCUGGAUAAUACAAUUGACAAAAUGAUUAACAUUAACAUCAUGUCCGUUUGUAAGAUGACACGAUUGGUGCUGCCCGGCAUGCUGGAAAGAUCAAAAGGAGUAAUCCUGAAUAUCUCCUCAGCUGCUGGGAUGUAUCCAACUCCACUGCUGACUCUUUAUUCUGCAACAAAGGCUUUCGUGGAUUACUUCUCCCGAGGCCUCCAUGCAGAAUACAAGAGCAAGGGCAUCAUUGUGCAGAGCGUUCUACCCUACUUUGUGGCAACAAAACUGUCCAAAAUCCGCAAGCCGACCUUCGACAAGCCCAGUCCUGAGACGUACGUGCGAGCCGCCAUCGGCACGGUGGGGCUGCAGACCCAGACCAACGGCUGCCUGCCGCACGCGCUCAUGGGCUGGGUCUUCUCUCUUCUGCCUUUACCUGCUGCCAUGAGUUUACUUAUGAGAACAAACAAACAAUUACGUGCUCGUUAUUUGAAAAAAAUGAAGGAAAAGUAAGUUGCAGACAGCUUGAUCUUGGAAGUCUGGGACACCUGCAAGUUCCAUACCCACAU
Molecule: messenger RNA, 785 nt
Organism: Tinamus guttatus (white-throated tinamou)
Lineage: Eukaryota; Metazoa; Chordata; Aves; Tinamiformes; Tinamidae
Source: RefSeq, a predicted model, not a curated record